Messenger RNA from Ipomoea nil (Japanese morning glory), 1095 nucleotides. RefSeq names its product ER lumen protein-retaining receptor-like. The transcript has 6 exons. Gene Ontology annotation, molecular function: ER lumen protein retrieval receptor activity. Gene Ontology annotation, biological process: endoplasmic reticulum to Golgi vesicle-mediated transport; protein retention in ER lumen. Gene Ontology annotation, cellular component: endoplasmic reticulum; cis-Golgi network; membrane. NCBI's taxonomy places the organism in Eukaryota, Viridiplantae, Streptophyta, Magnoliopsida, Solanales, Convolvulaceae. Bases 97 to 747 code for a protein of 216 amino acids. The record is from RefSeq and is a predicted model, not a curated record.
UCUGUAAAUAUUGUUAUCUGAAGCCUUUUUAAUCUCGUGAUCCACCAAGCUCGUAUGUGGUUUUAGACUAAAUGAUUUUUGACAGAAAACGCUACGAUGAAUAUAUUCAGAUUUGCAGGGGACAUGACCCAUUUGGCCAGCGUCCUGGUUUUGCUCCUCAAGAUCCAUACCAUCAAAUCUUGCGCGGGAGUUUCUCUUAAGACACAAGAAUUGUAUGCGGUUGUUUUUGCCACUCGCUACUUGGAUUUAUUCACGACCUUUAUCUCUAUUUACAAUACCACUUUGAAGUUGAUAUUCUUGGGAAGCUCCUUCUCAAUUGUGUGGUACAUGAGGCAUCACAAAACUGUUCGGAGAUCAUAUGAUAAACAGCACGACACUUUCCGCCACGUUUUCCUUGUUAUUCCAUGUCUGCUUUUGGCCCUCGUUAUAAAUGAUAAGUUUACCUUCAAAGAGGUCAUGUGGACGUUCUCUAUAUACUUGGAAGCUGUUGCCAUCCUGCCUCAGCUCGUCUUGUUGCAGAGGACUAGAAAUAUCGACAACUUGACCGGACAAUAUGUUUUCCUUCUGGGUGCAUACCGUGCCUUCUACAUUCUGAACUGGAUUUAUCGCUACUUCACUGAGCCAUAUUACGUCCAUUCUUGGAUAACUUGGAUAUCGGGGCUUGUUCAGACACUGCUUUAUGCUGAUUUCUUCUAUUAUUACUUCCAAAGCUGGAAGAACAACUCGAAACUCGAGCUGCCAGCUUGAUCAUCGAGGAAAUGGUGUCUGCACUACUUGGAAGAGCAUCCAACAUAGCUUUUCUGGUUAUUUUAGAUGUUUUGCCUUGCACUUUGGACCUUUAUUCAGGCUUUAAAAUCUAGAUUUUUUUUUGGCUAAAGUAGGGCAAGUUAGAUCCCUCUUACUAAAUGAAAUGAGUAAAUGUUAUGUAGCAUAUGUUCAUUCUCCAUUUUUUGGGAUAUUGCACUAACUCCAUAUUUUAGCCAUUUUUAGGUAUCAAACUUGAUAAAACUCCUAGGGGCAUGCUACUAUUUGUGUUCUUCAAGUCAAAGACUCUGUGCCCGUGUUUAAUAGUUACAUUGAGUUUUGGCUAAUCAA